Messenger RNA from Varroa destructor (honeybee mite), 1650 nucleotides. RefSeq names its product rRNA-processing protein UTP23 homolog. NCBI's taxonomy places the organism in Eukaryota, Metazoa, Arthropoda, Arachnida, Mesostigmata, Varroidae. Gene Ontology annotation, cellular component: small-subunit processome. The record is from RefSeq and is a predicted model, not a curated record.
GUGCUCGUGAGCGAGCUACGCAGUCCGCUUUGAGCAUUCUAUUAGAUGUUUAUAUUUGGAGCUGUUCGCGAUUGUUAUAAAGCUGAACCUCUUGAGGAUGUGGAAUGCGCUUAAAUGAACUUAAUACGCGCACUUUUGUUCAAAGUACGGGCAGCUCUCGUGGAAGCUCCUUUCGAGUGAUUGCGUGGCUUGUAUUGCGGCACAAUGAGGAUUAAUAGGUAUAAGCGGGCACAGAAGAAUUUGGCGUUUUACUUGAGGCAUUUUCAACUAGGCGAGAAAUCACGGUAUUUUGUACUUACUGAUGGGACGUUUUGCCAGGCAGCUUUGCGGCACAAAAUUCAUAUUAAGGAACAAAUUGACAAGUAUUUUCGAACCGAAGUUACACUCUGCACCACACAAUGUGCUGUCGUGGAAACCCAAAAAUUAUCAAUUCUAAACGGUGCUCUACAGAUUCUUAAGAAUUUCCGAGUGGAAAAAUGCCCGCACACGAAGCCUGUUGCUGCAUCGAAGUGUCUCCUUGAUAUGGUGCGUGAAGGAAACCCUAGGAAUUUUUUCGUGGCGACUCAGGAUCCAGAGCUUGCCGAAGAAAUCCACAAAUUAAUAGGUAUUCCGCGUUUGAAGUUGCACAACGCAAUCACUCUGGAAGAUCCGGCAUCUGCUACAGUCAACUAUGUCGCUAAGCAGUGUCGCAGUGCUACUGAUCUCACCGAGAAUCAACUUAAGACAAUCAGUCAUCUUAAGAAGAAGAUGAACAUAGAUGAUUCUUUAAAAAAGGUUAAACGCCUUAAAAAAAAGCCUAAAGGUCCAAAUCCGUUGUCUUGUCUUCCAAAAAAGAAAAAAUCAGCAACUGCAGCUCUAAUUAAUGAUCCGUCGGCUGAUUCGGAGGGUCCGAGAUCUCUGAGCAAAGCGGCACGCAGAAAAAUGCGCCUGAAAAGACUUAAGAUUACUAGAUCCCAUACGGAGUCUGACUGACCUUAGUUUGGUGAAUAACGCGAGUCCUGGUAUCGUUUUAUCAAUGCAAAUAAUUUAACCUAUUUUUCGAGGUAAAAUGUAAUAAAAAAGCUUACACAGUUCAGCUGCAAAAAUGUGUUUGUAUGCUAUCUUGUUUUGUGUGUAAAUAAAGGAAAAAUAUUCAAAAGAUGCUGGAAGUGCUACAAGAUAAACUCUAUUUAUUUUCGCGUUCUUCAUAGUUUAACUACAGGUGAGCCAGGGAUAUCGACUUAUAUUUUAACCGAUAUGAACUAGAUACCAAAACUUGUAAAUUUUUUUCGAUAUAUUCAUUGUUGCGUCUGAGGUUAUUUAUGUGAAAGAUCCCGUUCAUCAACGAAAUGCGUCGGAUUGCUUGACCUCACUAAACUGUUGAAGCAUUAAAAGGCUCGUUGAGAAACGAAAUACUCGGUAGCCAUAAGCUAAAUAUAAAGCUGUCACUACGCUAUUUUUGUGUCACUGAUUGAAAAGCACAGUUUCCUAAAGGCAAGGUUCAGAGGUCGUCCUUUCUUUCAUAUUGUUUUUUAAUUUUAAUAAAAACGUGGAAAAAAUCCAGAAAUAAUAAAUAGCUUCAAAUUCAAAAGGAAAAGAAUUCAAAAGAAGCAAAUCAGACGUAUUACACAGGUCAUUAGCUUUAUGUGAAUAACAUAUAAACGACAUAAA